Cucurbitaria berberidis CBS 394.84 is the source of this 2933-nucleotide messenger RNA. RefSeq names its product AAA ATPase. Gene Ontology annotation, cellular component: VCP-NPL4-UFD1 AAA ATPase complex; cytosol; nucleus. Gene Ontology annotation, biological process: mitotic spindle disassembly; autophagosome maturation; retrograde protein transport, ER to cytosol. The record is from RefSeq and is a predicted model, not a curated record. NCBI's taxonomy places the organism in Eukaryota, Fungi, Ascomycota, Dothideomycetes, Pleosporales, Cucurbitariaceae. The transcript is spliced from 5 exons. The coding region runs from base 152 to 2608 and encodes 818 amino acids. Gene Ontology annotation, molecular function: polyubiquitin modification-dependent protein binding; ATP hydrolysis activity; ATP binding.
CACCACCACACCCCGGGGACUUUACACCAUCUCCCUCCAUCUCGCCCCCCCACUCACCCGCCUCUUAGUCAACCGCGCUGCAGCUUGCAUAGUCGCUCUCUACCCCCGAAAAGUCGACCUCGCUGCAACAACACACGCAAAGCCCAGCACCAUGUCGGCUGAGCCAGAUCACUCCAAGCCCAAGGUGGAUCUUUCCAAAGAUCCAUCUGGCGCCGAGCACAAGGAUGUCGACGAGACAGCAACCGCCAUCCUCAAGAAGAAGAAGAAGCCCAACUCGCUAAUCGUAACCGAUGCCGUCAAUGAUGACAAUUCAAUCAUCGCCCUCUCAAACAACACCAUGGAGACGCUCCAGCUGUUCCGCGGUGACACUGUCCUCGUCAAGGGCAAGAAGCGAAAGGACACGGUCUUGAUCGUGCUCGCAGACGACGACCUCGAUGAUGGGUCAGCGCGGAUAAACCGCGUGGUCCGCCACAACUUGCGGGUCAAGCACGGCGACGUUAUCACUAUCCACCCAUGCCCGGAUAUCAAAUACGCUAAGCGCAUCGCUGUCCUCCCCAUCGCAGAUACCGUCGAGGGCAUCACCGGCUCAUUAUUCGACGUUUUCCUCGCCCCAUACUUCCGAGAAGCCUACCGACCCGUUCGACAAGGCGACACCUUCACAGCACGCGGUGGCAUGCGGCAAGUAGAGUUCAAGGUGGUUGAGGUUGACCCGCCAGAGUUCGGUAUUGUUGCACAGGAUACAGUCAUCCACUGCGAGGGCGAGCCGAUUCAACGCGAGGACGAGGAGGGCAACCUCAACGAGGUCGGUUAUGACGAUAUUGGUGGUUGCCGCAAGCAAAUGGCACAGAUUCGAGAGCUCGUCGAGCUGCCGCUCCGACAUCCACAACUCUUCAAGUCCAUCGGUAUCAAGCCGCCGCGUGGUAUUCUCAUGUACGGCCCGCCCGGUACGGGUAAGACGCUGAUGGCUCGUGCUGUGGCGAACGAGACUGGUGCCUUCUUCUUCCUCAUCAACGGCCCCGAGAUCAUGUCAAAGAUGGCUGGUGAGUCGGAAUCCAACCUGCGCAAGGCAUUCGAGGAGGCCGAGAAGAACUCGCCGGCCAUCAUCUUCAUUGAUGAGAUCGAUUCCAUCGCACCCAAGCGUGACAAGACCAACGGAGAGGUCGAGCGUCGUGUCGUCUCACAGUUGCUCACACUCAUGGACGGCAUGAAGGCACGCUCUAAUGUCGUUGUUAUGGCUGCCACCAACCGACCGAACUCCAUCGACCCCGCUCUCCGCCGUUUUGGUCGUUUUGAUCGCGAGGUUGACAUUGGUAUUCCCGACCCUACUGGCCGCCUUGAGAUUAUGCAGAUCCACACCAAGAACAUGAAGCUUGGUGACGACGUCGAUCUACAGACCAUUGCCGCCGAGACUCACGGUUACGUCGGUUCCGAUUUGGCAUCCCUCUGCUCGGAGGCUGCCAUGCAGCAGAUUCGUGAGAAGAUGGACCUGAUUGACUUGGACGAGGACACUAUCGAUGCCGAGGUUCUCGAUUCGCUUGGUGUUACCAUGGAGAAUUUCCGCUUCGCCCUCGGCGUCUCCAACCCAUCUGCUCUCCGCGAAGUCGCCGUUGUCGAAGUUCCCAACGUUCGGUGGGAAGACAUUGGUGGUCUCGAGGACGUCAAGCGCGAACUCAUCGAGUCCGUGCAGUACCCUGUCGACCAUCCCGACAAAUUCCUCAAGUUCGGCAUGUCUCCUUCCCGAGGUGUGUUGUUCUAUGGUCCUCCCGGUACUGGUAAGACACUGCUCGCCAAGGCGGUUGCCAACGAGUGCGCGGCCAACUUCAUCUCGAUCAAGGGCCCCGAGCUGCUCUCCAUGUGGUUCGGUGAGUCUGAGAGCAACAUCCGAGACAUUUUCGACAAGGCGCGUGCUGCCGCCCCCUGCGUUGUCUUUUUGGACGAGUUGGACUCGAUUGCCAAAUCACGUGGUGGAUCUCAAGGCGAUGCCGGUGGCGCUUCCGACCGUGUCGUCAACCAGCUCCUCACUGAGAUGGACGGUAUGACUUCUAAGAAGAACGUCUUCGUCAUUGGUGCCACCAAUCGUCCUGAACAGCUCGACAACGCUCUGUGCCGUCCUGGACGUCUCGACACCCUUGUCUACGUCCCUCUACCUGACCAGGCUUCCCGUAUCAGUAUCCUGAAGGCCCAGCUCCGCAAGACUCCUGUUGCAGAAGACGUCAACAUCGAUUUCAUUGCCUCGAACACGCACGGCUUUUCUGGUGCCGAUCUCGGUUUCGUCACGCAGCGUGCCGUUAAGCUCGCCAUCAAGCAGUCCAUCUCCAUUGACAUUGAACGCCGCAAGGCUCGCGAGGCUGCUGGCGAAGAUGUCGAUAUGGAGGUAGAGGAGGAAGACCCUGUACCUGUGCUCACCAAGGCUCACUUCGAGGAGGCUAUGCGCUCUGCCCGCCGAUCCGUCACUGACGUCGAGAUCCGCCGCUACGAGGCUUUUGCCCAGUCGAUGAAGAACUCUGGCGGCUCGAGUUUCUUCCGCUUCCCCGAUGCUGAGCAAGCCGCCGCGGGCGAGCAGAAUACCUUUGGUGCAGGUGGCGAGGAUGAGGAUCUGUACAACUAGACGGAUUUCACGGGUUUCCGAAUGAUGGGUUCAUAUGGCUUCAUGAGGAUAGGUUUGGCGCUGAUCAGCUUUUACAUCACAGGAAAGGCUUUGACGCCUCUACGAUUAGAUAGGGGCGAGUAAUUGCAGGCGCCGAUGGCAGUAGUUAUUUUAUGGCAUGAGCGCCUGAAUGAGAAUGCACGUUUAAUCUAGCUAUAGUGUGUAUCAUCAUGUGACGGCCAUGCGACCCACACUCCAGUCAUUGAUUGUAAAUAUGGCCCGCUGUUGGCAAGAAAUGCUGUGAUAGAAUGCGACGCUAAAAUGUUCAAGACUGUUAUCACUUUCG